Rhopilema esculentum is the source of this 4225-nucleotide messenger RNA. Its product is annotated as A-kinase anchor protein 1, mitochondrial. Gene Ontology annotation, molecular function: RNA binding. Lineage: Eukaryota; Metazoa; Cnidaria; Scyphozoa; Rhizostomeae; Rhizostomatidae. The record is from RefSeq and is a predicted model, not a curated record.
CUAUAAAAAUGCUAGACGCGAAAAUUUUUAGAUAAAUAAUUUCACAGACAAGGGAAUAAACAUGGCCAAAUCUAGCACUAUUACAAUGUGGCCAGAUACUCCUAACCCCAAAAUGCAGCUGUGCACAAAAAAUGCAGCUGUGCAUGAAUUGUUUGAAGAUGCUAUGAAUUUACUUAUUCAUCCCACAUGGUGUCGGUGAAGUAAAAAAAUAUCUAUACACUUCUGGCAAAAUGCGGUCUAGCCAAUUCUUCUAAAAAUGCGUAAAAAGUAUUUCGUAUAGAAAAAUAACAAUGUUUCGAAGAUUGUAGUUCUAAAAUGGUGCAAAUAGCAGAUAUUUCUGCAACCCAAAAAUUUUCCAAUAGAGAUUAUGAUGUCCAUUAUCCAAUGUAACAGUGUCACUGUCACAGGUUUUUUCCCUCAAGUUGAUGAAUCUGCGGCUCCGCGAAGGCGCUUUGAUGGCCACGCCAUUUCGGCAUGUUAGACCGUGGGAAUUAUCUUCAAAAAAUCAUUCACAGAGGCUUGAAGGGGAAGCGCCAAUUCAAGAUGGCUGCCGACACAUCUGAUCCACGUGGAGUGAGAUCUUGGAGGCGUCUUGCUGACGUGAGUACGAUAGAAACAUGUGAUGAUCGAGUACGGAAGCAUUCGCGUAGGAGAAUAUCUCCAAACCUGAAAGGAACUUUUCCCAGCGAUAUUAAGAAGGUAUUCGUGUCUGCGUGGUUAGGCCUUUACAGUCUUAUCCCGUGGCGAUGCGUUAAAAACAGAAAGAUAAAGACCGUACGCGAUCACAAAGUUUCAAGAAUAGUUUGGGUUUGUAUCAAAUCAUAUCCUUCUUGAAAAAGUUUGUCAGAUGGUGCUGUUGAGCGAACGAACCAGCUUGCUGGAGACGGUACUGACCAUGUCCGACAUGCCCCACGAGAAAGAUGGUGGCGGCGACCCAAUGUCAUGCCCCCUUUGGAACAGUGGUGUUAUGGAAUCAACAGAGCUGGAACUAGAAGAACAAGGAGCUAUAGAUAGAAGUACAAUUGUCAUUUCAACGGAGUUUGUACAUGCCGGUUCGAUGCUAACUGCCUUCCAGAGCAUGGGUGACCCAUCAAAACUGCCUCUAGAUUCACUUCACAGCAGGCCACAGAGUUGUUUCGACAAUUAUCAAGCAUUUUGCAUAGCAGCAACGUAUUACCCAGGCGCUGUACCUGUGGAGAGUCCAAGCAGUGAAGUCAUACCACCAUAUCACGAUAUACCACCAUUGGGUGAGGUUGAUGCAUGUGACCAUGAGAGUUGGAUGUCCAGGAUGAGUUGCCUGAAGCUACUUGAUCGCUCGAAAAGUUCUCGCCGUUGUCAGUUCUCAAGAAUUCCAAGAGAUACAUGGGUGUUUGAGUUUCCUCAAGAGCUGUGUGGCCGGCUCAUCGGAAAGGGUGGGCGCACCAUACAAUCAAUCAUGCAAGAUUCUGGAACUUACCUGACACUGUGCUCUGGAAAAAUGAAUGCGUCUGAUCAGGUUCUUAAAAUCACUGGCACAGAAAACCAGAUUCUAAAAGCGAUCAAGAUCAUCGAUUCGAAAUUCUCCAGCGAUGUCAAGGCAGCUGAAAGCAGGGUACUGCCAUUGACGAGAAGCGAUCAGGCCGUAGAGGUGAGGCAGGUUCAGAUCCCAACAGACAAAGAGGUGGAUGUGGUGAUUGCAAACAUUCUAAAUGCUGGUCACCUCUAUCUUGCUAUGCCCAGGUUAGCAGCGGUGGGACAUAUGAAUGCAUUUGAGAAAGAAAUGGCAAAAUGCUACAGCUUGGGUCAUAUUCCUAAAAUGGACAGAGUCCCUCUUCCUGGAACCUACUGUGUUGCAAAGUCUGGUGAUAAAUGGGUUAGGAUUCAGGUUGUCAGCAGUUUUGCACAGUCCAAGAAGGUUGAAGCGAUUCUUGUAGACUAUGGAACCUAUGUCAUGUUUCCAAUUUCGUCACUGCGCAAGAUCAGGGCAGAUUUCUUGGAGAUGCCGUUCCUGGCUGUUGAAUGUUGUUUGGCUAACAUAAUACCGCUAAAUGGUGAUUUAUUCUUUUCAAUGACCGUAACGAAUCUCUUUCAAACGCUCACGGAAAAUCGCAAGUUGAAGGCAGUUGCGCGCGCAUCUACAAAUGGCGUGCAAUAUGUCGAGCUGUUCAUCCAAGAAGAUAACAAGCUAUUGUCUAUAAAUAGACGGCUGGUGGCCUGUGGAGCUGCGCAGUGGAUCGAUAUGUAGCUGCGCAUUUGUUUGACAUGUAUAACAAGGCAUCACAGAGGUUUGUCAGAUAAUCCAACUAGGUGAUAAUUGCUUCCAGGAAAACCUAUGUUUUCUUUAGAGGUUUCAAAACAGGAUUCUAAUGAUAACAGUACUUUUUCUGUUUGUUGAUAAUCCUGUAUAAAUAUUCGAUUUAUUAUUAUAAUUAUUAUAAUUUAUUAUAGUUUAUUAUUAUAAAUAAUACAAUUGAUUUACGUUUAACCUGUUCAUCUCAUUUUGUCUGUUAAAUCUUCUAAGUGAAAGUCUUCAUCGCUGUAGUUGCUUUGCUUGUCAAAAACAACUUUUGAAGAUAGCAUGGAAAACCGAAAAACAAACGAAAAAAAAGUACUUUCCAUUCGACUCUCUUCAUGGUAUAAACGUCGGAUAACAACGAAAGUUAAACAGAAAAUUUAUAUCCAGAUGCGGUCCGAAUCUGAUUUGUUCCUUGCUUUGACCAAUCAGCAACGUUUCUAUUCAUUGGAGUGUCGGAUGAAAAGUUCUCUAGUAUGUUAUGUUUCCGCUUUCUGUGCUAUCUUGAGUAACAACUUUGUAGAUUCGUUACUCUAGCUUGAAUUGCGGGACAAAUUGACUCUAUCGUACACGUUUCUUCCUGUUCAUUGGUCCUCCCUGAUAGUCAAGAAACAUUGUUCGGAGAAUGGGUUCAGUAAUGUGAACAGUGAAUUUGCCAUUUGCCAAACAACUCUAUCAACAGUUUGAGACGAUAUUUCAAGAUUUUCAAGUUAUUUUGCCAGUUUGCACUGAAUAUGGGGUGCUCAAGUUUAUUUGGUCAGGUACUAACAAAUAUCUAGCUUGUGUAACACGUUGUGACAUAGUCAGGUGUCUGAACUUAAAGCGUUUAAUGAGAUUUGAACUUGUCUAAGACGAAUAAACAGCACACUUUUGCUGGUUAAUUAAACUUUUCUUAAUUUUGUUAUAUGUUUAAUUUUCUAGAAAUAUAUAAAGAGACAGCUCUGCUCAUUUCAUAAUAAUUCAAUAAUCGAUUAAAUCUAUUAAAGGGUUAAGGGGGGUGUUUAUAUAGAUAGAGCUGCCCCUAUUAAGUUAGCUGGCUCUGUUUGCCAGGGUAUUUUUUUCGCAGCGUUUGCAUGCAGCAAGCACUGAAAGCCCUUACUACAUUGCAGCCAAAAUGAAAAUUGCUAUCUUUGCAAACUUAGAAAAUACCUAUCCUGUUUAAGCGAGAGGUCUUAGAAAAUGAGCUAGCUUACCUCCACCCAGGGCCCAGACCCCCUGAUUUUCCCCCACGUGAUGUUUCAGACCCCCUGAUUUCCCCCCCCCCCCCGUGAUGUUUACGUACGCAUUACACGGAAAUUUGGGUGCAACACUCUUGUAAAAAUGCCCAUUUUACAAAUGUAACACUGCUGGUGAAAUCAAAGCCAACGCCGACAUCGAUGCAUCCUGCCUUGAUAACUUAUUUUUCAACUUUACUAGUCGCUGAAGAUAUCCCCUUCCAUCCUGCAGACCCUCCAACAAACCUAAUCCGCGGUUUCCCUCACUAGAACUUUCUAACAACCGGCUACCUUCAUCCAAAGCAAAGACUAUUUUCUCAACAACAAUCAUAAUGAUUUGUCUUCAAUUUUGCAAUAAUAACCUUGGCAAUUUUUUAAUCGUUUCUCUACAAACAAUCUUUUAGUGUAUUAACAUUUUAUCUAGUUAUUCAUAGCAUUUAGUAACCAUAAGUUUUGAUGUUGAGAAUUCUAUUCAGGACAGUAAAUAUUUAUCGAAGAAUUAAUUUCAUCUUUUCAUAUUCUACGUUUAGUAUUUAAGGAAAGAAUAAAUCUUUGUCUUGGUGUUAUAUUAUGAUAUUUAUUAUGGAAUAUAUUAUACUCAUUACGAAGUGGAUUGAAAUUGAAAAUUAUUUUUCACGUGUUUUGCCUGCUAUACUAGAUUGUCGUUGCAAAUAGCAUGCUUUUAGGGUUGGUGAGUGCCUCUGUCUUAGCCGAAAAAGCUUGACCUAAACCAAGUAGC